This is a messenger RNA of Sabethes cyaneus, 789 nucleotides long. RefSeq lists its product as uncharacterized. Gene Ontology annotation, cellular component: membrane. NCBI's taxonomy places the organism in Eukaryota, Metazoa, Arthropoda, Insecta, Diptera, Culicidae. The transcript has 4 exons. Gene Ontology annotation, biological process: sensory perception of taste. The coding region runs from base 1 to 789 and encodes 262 amino acids. The record is from RefSeq and is a predicted model, not a curated record.
AUGUUGCAAUUUGCAGCAAUAGUGAAGCUCUUCCAGAGUUUCAGUUUGAUUCCGAUCAAACUAAGCAAUACAAGAUAUUUUCAUAAUAACAUCUUCAUCUCUGAAACGCACGUGCGAAAAUUAAAUGAUAUCCUAAAAUUCAGCAGCGCAACCUUGACGGUAAUUGUGACGUUAGUUGAAAAAUGGGCCUACCGUAAUUCGCAAAUGCAAAUCUGGUCCAACUUGCGCCGAAUUGCCAACGACUUGGUUAACCUAACCGUGUUCAAUAAAACGAGGCGUCGGUUUAGUUGUAAAUUUUGGAUGUGUUUUGUAGUACAAAUUGUUGUGGAGUUGCGGAUUGCAUCAGGAAUUCUAAUUUAUCCGCAAUGGACAAGAUUUUGGUGUUACAACAUCUAUCCAGCCACAUUUUGUCGGAUGCUACAUAUGUGCCAUAUUUUGUAUAUUGAUCACCUAACGGAAUGCAUAAUUAUUAUCAGAGAAAACUUACUUGACAUAAAAAACGAAAUUGGAUUAUGUGUCGUAUUGGCACCAAUCAUAAUGUUUACCAUGCUAACAUCCGCCCACCGAUGUAGUACCUUAAGCGCCGACCUCGGAGUGUUGCUACACAAAAUCCCAGAGCACCAUGAAUGGGAACUGCAGAAGAUCGUGUAUUUCUUUUCGUUACAAAUUAGUCAACAACCUAUUCGCCUUUCGGCUUACACUUUGAUGAACUUCAAUUACCCAUUGACAAUUAGGAUUUUUACUGGUAUAGCCACAUAUAUGAUGAUUUUCGCUCAAAUAUAUAUUUAA